ACUUGGUUUAUUCUCCUAAGGUAAAGAAAUCCCCAUAUGAGAGUUACUGUUAGCCAGGUAGAUAGCUGCUAGUAACCAGUCUGCUACGUUAGCCUGCUUUUGGAAGAAAGGCUACCAUAAGAUGCUACGUAUGUGAACAGAACAGAAUGAAACAGGGGUAUGCUUGUCAGAAAGUCAUAGCUAGGUUUUUUCCAAGAUGAAGCUUUGAAAGUGUGACAGCUCGGCAUUCGGGAUGUGGUGGGUCGUUUCGUGUAUCGUAGCUAACGUUAACCAACAUCAAGCUUGGCAAUGCUUAACGUUACAACUUAAUGCGCCGGUUGUGGUACUGUAGACAUUAUGGAAAUAUCUUUACUGUGGUGUCUACGGCCAAGUUAGCAAAUUAUUGAUAAGUUGGUGCCGAUGGGAGUCGUUCAGUAUAUGACGGCCAUGGUCAACAGCAAUGGUCAGACUAUUUAAUUUACAGUUACCCCCAUUUACAUCUAGCACGUUAUGCUAUGCUAUUUAUUUAUUUAUUUGUAUUUGUUUUACAAGAUUAGUUUUUGCAAAUGAAUCAGUUUACCUCUAGCCAGCAAUAUGUUGACACUGGACAGUUAAGAAUUGAAGUGAGUCUGGAUGCCAGAGCUAACCAGCGGAGGCAUGGAGCUGGGGCGGCAACUGUGCGGUAAGAUGCGCCGAGGCAAGCGCGCCGAUCCGGCCAUCACAGCGCUGCAGAGAGGUCUGGAGGUCCACUUCUACCUGCCCGACACCCACCAGCUGGAGUACCUCAAAGACUCCUACGUGGCGGAGGACAUCUGUGUGGAGGCAGCCAAGAGAUGCCGAAUCUCUCCUCUGUGUCACAACCUCUUUGCCCUGUACGAGGAGGGCCGUGACCUGUGGUACCCGCCCAAUCACAUCUUCAAGAUCACGGAGGAUGCCUGCAUCAAGUUGCACUAUCGCAUGAGGUUCUACUUCACUAAUUGGCACGGCACGAGCGAGGCGGACUCCCCAGUGUGGCGGCACACACUCAGCAAGCACAAAGGGAGCGCUGGCACUCCGAAGGGCUUGGAGGGCACCCCGCUGCUGGAUGCUGCCUCCCUGGACUACCUGUUCGCCCAGGGCCAGUAUGACUUCCUGAAAGGCCUGGCUCCACUGCGUAGCCCUCAGAGCGAGCUGGAGCUGCACGAGAUUGAGAACGAGUGUCUGGGCAUGGCCGUGCUGGCCAUCACACAUUAUGCCAAGAGCAAAGAUCUGCCCCUGCCCGGCGUUGCCGCGGAGAUCAGCUACAAGCGCUUCAUCCCCGAGGAGCUGAACCGCACCAUCAAACAGCGCAACUUCAUGACGCGCAUGCGCAUCAACAACGUCUUCAAGAACUUCCUCAACGAGUUCAACAGCAAGACCAUCCAGGACAGCAACAUCUCGCUGUACGACCUGAAGGUCAAGUACCUGUCCACGCUUGAGACCCUGACCCGGGGCCUGGGCUGCGAGACGCUGGAUCCCAAGACGCUGCGCCUCUCCGGGGAGAACGAGGCGGCACUGCUCUCGCCCUGCCCCGGAGACGACGGCCAGGGCUACGAGGUGCAGGUGUCUGGAACCACAGGGAUAUCCUGGAGAAAAAAGCCGCUCGGAAUUGUGAACAAUACCAUGAAAGACAAGUACAAGGCCAAGAAGACGAGGGACGCUGCCAAGAAGAACGACAAGAAGAAAGAGGCCGAGAAAGGCUGGACGCUCUUCUCCGACUUCCAUGACAUCACGCACAUUGUUAUCAAAGAGUCUACAGUCACCAUCUACAGACAAGACAACAUGAGAAUGGAGCUUCAGAUGGCGUUCCGUGCGGAGGCCUUAUCGUUUGUGGCGUUGAUUGAUGGCUUCUUCCGUCUGACGGUGGACGCGCAUCACUACCUGUGCACGGAGGUGGCCCCGCCCUCCGUGGUGCAGAACCUGCAGAGCGGCUGCCACGGCCCCAUCUGUACGGAGUAUGCCACACACAAGCUGCGGCAGGAGGGCAACGAGGAGGGGGCGUACGUGCUGCGCUGGAGCUGCACCGACUUCAACUACAUCAUCAUGACUGUGGUCUGCUUAGAGGUGGACUGUCUCGAGUCCAGGCAGGUUCACCUCUAUAAGAACUUCCAGGUGGACGUGGGUCCACAGGGCUACAAGCUGUAUGGGACCGAGACCCUCCACUCGUCCCUCAACGAGCUCCUGGAACACCUGUCCGGACAGAACCUGCGCACGGAGAACCUGCGCUUCCAGCUGAGGAGGUGCUGCCCACCCCAGCCCAGAGAGGCCUCCAAUCUGCUGGUGAUGACCAAAGACAGAGAGCUGGUGCCCCAGAAGCCGCCACAGGUCAGCCAGCUCAGCUUCCACCGGAUCCUCAAAGAGGAGAUUGUCCAGGGGGAGCACCUCGGAACAGGCACCAGGACCCACAUCUAUGCUGGAGUGCUGAAGAUGAAGACUGAGGAUGAGGAAGAGGCUCGGGGCUACUACGUGUCCCCGGAGGUUAAGGUGGUGCUGAAGGUGCUGGGCUCUGGACACAGAGACAUCUCGCUGGCCUUCUUUGAGACGGCGAGUUUGAUGCGGCAGGUGUCCCAUAAGCACAUCACACUUCUGCACGGAGUGUGUGUCCGCCACCAGGAGAAUAUAAUGGUGGAGGAGUUUGUCCAGCUGGGCUCUCUGGAUCAGUUCAUGCGCAGGCAGAACACUCCCCUCAGCACCGCCUGGAAGUUCCAGGUGGCCAAACAGCUUGCCAGCGCUCUCAGCUAUUUGGAAGAUAAGAAGCUGGUGCACGGUUUCGUGUGCACCAAGAACAUCCUGCUGGCGCGAGACGGCGUGGAGAAGGAGGGGGGGCCCUUCAUCAAGCUGAGCGACCCAGGGAUCCCCAUCACCGUGCUCACCAGAGAGGAAUGUGUGGAGAGGAUUCCAUGGAUCGCGCCCGAGUGUGUGGCGGACUCCUCCAGCCUGGGAGUGCCGGCUGAUAAGUGGGGCUUUGGCACGACCCUGUGGGAGAUCUGCUACAACGGCGAGGUGCCCCUCAAAGACAAGAGGCUGACCGAGAAGGAGCGUUUCUACGCCGCCCAGUGUCAGCUGGCCACCCCAGACUGCAAGGAGCUGGCCGAGCUCAUGACGCACUGCAUGACCUACGACCCCCGCAAGCGCCCCUUCUUCAGGGCCAUCGUCAGGGACAUCGACAUGCUGGAGGAGCAGAACCCGUCCAUCUCUCUGCCAGAUCCCUCCACUCUGGAGGUGGACCCCACCAUGUUUGAGAAGAGGUAUCUGAAGAAGGUCAGAGACCUGGGAGAGGGUCACUUUGGCAAGGUGGAGCUGUGUCGCUAUGACCCGCGCGGGGACCGCACCGGAGAGCUGGUGGCGGUGAAGUCCCUGAAGCCGGAGAACAGCGAGGAGCAGAGCAGCAACCUGUGGUGUGAGAUCGGCAUCCUCAAAGAGCUCUACCACGAGAACAUCGUCAAAUACAAGGGCAUCUGCAACGAGGAGGGUGGCAGAUCUAUCAAGCUCAUCAUGGAGUAUCUGCCAAUGGGCAGUCUAAAGGAUUACCUGCCCAGGAACAAAGCCAACACCAGCCUCAAGACGCUGCUCAGCUAUGCAGUGCAGAUCUGUCAGGGCAUGGAUUACCUCGGCGCCCGGAACUACAUCCAUCGGGACCUGGCAGCACGGAAUGUUCUGGUGGAGAAGGAGAGCACGGUGAAGAUCGGAGACUUUGGCCUGACCAAGAGCAUCAAGGACAACGAGGGCUACUACACAGUGAAGGACGACCUAGACAGCCCUGUGUUCUGGUACGCCCCAGAGUGUCUGGUCCAUGGCAAGUUCUACAGGGCCUCUGAUGUCUGGUCGUUUGGAGUCACCAUGUACGAGCUGCUCACAUACUGCGACACUUCACGCAGCCCUAUGACGGUGUUCCUGAAGAUGAUUGGUCCAACCCAUGGUCAGAUGACUGUCACCCGAUUGGUUAAAGUUCUGGAGGAGGGGAGGAGACUGCCCCAGCCUGAGGGUUGCCCUGAUGAGGUCUAUGCCCAGAUGAGGAAGUGCUGGGAGGGCACGCCAGACAAGCGCAUCGACUUCAAAGGCCUGAUCAGUGUCUUCCAGCAGAUGCUCGCCGACAGUCCACACCCAUGAUGACACGCCACUUGCCUUACUGUCAGAGGGAAACAAUGCAAAGAGCUCUCCAAAAGCUGUGGACAUUCAAGACUAUCUCACGCAUUUAAAUACACACACACACACACACACACACACACACACACACACACACAGGCUUGAUGUAGCAGAGGCUCUGUUUGAUCUGUCUGCUUGUGCAAUCACUCUUCCUGGGAGAGAAGUUUUUUUUUUUUUUUUUUUUUUAAUGUAAUGUUCUGAAAAUAUGUGCGAACUGAUAACAAAGAGACUGUGAAUAGACACUGACCCCACACUGGGACAAACACUGCAUGCAGAAUCUUCUGGAACAUCAUCGUCCUCAUUCAAAAUAUGCAAACCACCCUGUCGGGUUCUUGUGAGUCCUUGAUUCGACAGCUGCCGCAUCAGUGUCACACAUGAGGUAGCCUUUGUUUGUUUGUUUUUCUUUUCUUGUUGUUGUUUUUAGCACUUGUGUAUGUUUUUGGAAAUGGUGUUGAAGCUGCCAAGCAGGGCCGCAGGAGUGGGCAUGGUCACAGGAAGAGGGAGAGGAAGAGGAA
Messenger RNA from Clupea harengus (Atlantic herring), 4658 nucleotides. RefSeq names its product Janus kinase 1 (gene jak1). Gene Ontology annotation, molecular function: growth hormone receptor binding; non-membrane spanning protein tyrosine kinase activity; ATP binding. Gene Ontology annotation, cellular component: membrane; cytoskeleton; cytosol. Bases 613 to 4107 code for a protein of 1164 amino acids. Gene Ontology annotation, biological process: intracellular signal transduction; cell differentiation; growth hormone receptor signaling pathway via JAK-STAT. The transcript is spliced from 24 exons. NCBI's taxonomy places the organism in Eukaryota, Metazoa, Chordata, Actinopteri, Clupeiformes, Clupeidae. The record is from RefSeq and is a predicted model, not a curated record.